This is a messenger RNA of Megalops cyprinoides (Indo-Pacific tarpon), 2045 nucleotides long. It is a transcript of the gene ik, whose product is annotated as IK cytokine. The coding region runs from base 186 to 1820 and encodes 544 amino acids. Gene Ontology annotation, biological process: mRNA splicing, via spliceosome. Lineage: Eukaryota; Metazoa; Chordata; Actinopteri; Elopiformes; Megalopidae. The transcript has 20 exons. Gene Ontology annotation, cellular component: nucleus. The record is from RefSeq and is a predicted model, not a curated record.
CAUAGCCUGUCAUUUCCGGUGGAUAUAUACCUAGUCGCUAGCUGGCUAACGUAAAUACGUUUUUGUACAUCUUUGGAAAUGUCCAUAUUUUAGAGACUCCACGAAAGCGUAAAUGAUAUAAUCUAAAAAUUUAAAGCGUUAGUUAAAGAUUCUCUUUGAUUUAGAGAAGCCCGCACAGUUCCAAGAUGCCUGAAAGAGAGACCGAACUGUAUUCCAAUCCGUUGGCCCCGGAUAACCAUGAGGUGGAGGAUCACCGCUCCGCACUCCAAUCCAAGCUGACCAAUGAGGAUUUCCGAAAGUUGUUGAUGACCCCACGGGCCACACCCUCAUCAGCCCCACCUUCUAAAUCAAGACAUCAUGAAAUGCCACGGGAGUACAACGAGGAUGAGGACCCUGCAGCACGCAGACGGAAGAAGAAAAGUUACUAUGCAAAGCUGCGGCAGCAGGAGCUGGAGCGAGAGAGGGAGCUGGCGGAGAAGUACCGCGACCGAGCCCGGGAGCGGCGUGACGGCGUCAACAAGGACUAUGAGGAGACGGAGCUCAUCAGCACCACUGCCAACUACAGAGCAGUGGGCCCGACAGCUGAGGCGGACAAGUCGGCGGCAGAAAAGAGGCGACAGCUGAUCCAGGAGUCCAAGUUCUUGGGUGGUGACAUGGAGCACACUCACUUGGUGAAAGGUCUGGAUUUCGCCCUGCUGCAGAAGGUAAGGGCAGAGAUCACCAGCAAGGAGAAAGAAGAGGAGGAUUUGAUAGAGAAAGUUCAGAAGGAGGUCAAGAAAGAUGAAGAUCCAGAACAGAAAAUUGAGUUCAAGACCCGCCUGGGGAGGAACAUCUACCGAAUCCUGUUUAAGAGCCGCCAGAUGGAGCGGAACGAGCUCUUCCUGCCGGGGCGCAUGGCCUACGUGGUGGACCUGGAGGACGAGUACGCCGACACCGACAUCCCCACCACGCUCAUUCGCAGCAAGGCUGACUGCCCCACCAUGGAGGCCCAGACCACUCUGACCACCAACGACAUCGUCAUCAGCAAACUGACCCAGAUCCUGUCCUACUUGAGGCAGGGGACACGCAACAAGAAGAUGAAGAAGAAGGAGAAAGGGAAACUUGAUGAGAAAAAACCCCCAGAAGCUGAUAUAGGCAUUUUUGAUGACAUCGGCGACUACAUCCCGUCCACCUCCAAGACCAUCCGGGAGAAGGAGAAAGAGAAGGAGCGCUACAGGGAGAAGGAGAGGGAGAGGGAGCGCGAGAGGGAGCGGGACAGAGAGGAGGACAAGAGGAGGCGCAGCUAUUUUGAGAAGCCCAGAGUGGACGAUGAGGCUAUCGAGAUUGAGAAAGGUCCUGGAUCAGUGAAGGAUCAGCUCAAACUGAUUAAUGAGAAGUUUGCUGGGGCAGCAGCCGCCCAAUGGCAAGGCCAGGAGACUGCAGGCACACGGCGGGAGGAGAAGAAGCACGUGGGAGACUUCUUUGGCAUGUCUAACAGCUACGCUGAGUGUUACCCUGCCACGAUGGAUGACCUGGCUGUGGACAGUGAUGAGGAAGUGGACUACAGCAAAAUGGACCAGGGUAACAAGAAAGGCCCUCUGGGUCGCUGGGAUUUCGACACGCAGGAGGAGUACAGCGAUUACAUGAACAACAAGGAGGCCCUGCCAAAAGCUGCCUUCCAGUAUGGGAUAAAAAUGUCAGAGGGGAGAAAGACACGGCGCUUCAAGGAGACCAAUGAGAAGGCGGAGCUGGACAGGCAGUGGAAGAAGAUCAGCGCGAUCAUCGAGAAGAGGAAGAAGAUGGAGGCUGACGGGGUUGAAGUGAAGAGACCUAAAUACUGAAGAUCUUUUUUGCAAUUUCUCUGUUUUUCCAUGUACCUGAGUGGUGGUCUUUGUUAGAAUGGUACAUCACCAAUAGAAUAUUUGAACUGCAAUAUCUUGUAUUCCAGAUGUCGGAUUUGUAUUUGAAAUGUAAUAAUCUCUAGUAUUGUCUUACCUUUUGUAACCUCUAGAGGUGAAAAUUAGAAUAAAGGACAAUUGAUAAUUUUAUUCAGCUGUACACAUGAA